AUGAGCGUCACCGGCUCAAGGGCUGCCGGCAUGAGUGGCUCGUAUACCACAAUCUCGGGCAGCGCCUUUGCCGUACCGGCCAUUACCAUUCGCCUCCGAAAGCUGCCCCUUAUUGGCGCAGCCCUGGCUGCGGGUGUCCUGGGCUUCUACAUUAUGCCCCUGCUCAUCACCUACCUCAAGGGCGGCUGCCGCGACGACCACCAGCACGCCGAGGUUGCGCCCGAUGCCAUUCCCACGGGUCUUCCUCCCGUCGGUGCUGCCGCUUUUGACGCCUCUCUGGAUGUGCCGGAGCGCAUCAUGGGCAUCAAGCACGAGCGCAAGAAGCUGGCCAGCGGGUCGUCGGGCGCCGUGCUCGAGGUGGCCGUCGGCACCGGCCGCAACGUGAGCUACUACGUGUGGGAUCCGGCUACGUUCACGCCCUCCUACAUCAAGUCCUCGGCUGCGACAGCCGACUUGCUCAACGGAAACAAGGAGCGGCCCAAGAUCACGUCGUUUACGGGCAUCGACUUGUCGGGUGAGGCGCUGGGCAUGGCGCGCACACAGUUGCGCGUCACCGUCCCGGCUGUGGCUGCCGCCAUCCCCAAGAAGGCGCCCGCCAUUGAUGACGCUUUCAGCGCCGAUGCCGAGGUCGUCAGUACCCUCGACGGCAAGGUGCGCCUCAUCCGCGGCGACGCGAUGCAGCCCUUGCCGCUGCCCGCGCCGUCCACCAACACCGCCCGCUACGAUACGGUCGUCCAGACCUUUGGCCUCUGUUCGGUGGCCGACCCCGUCGUCCUGAUUGCCAACAUGGCCGCCGUCGUUAAGCCCGAGACGGGCCGCAUUGUCUUGCUCGAGCACGGCCGCGGCAGUUGGUCCGUGGUCAACUCGCUGCUGGACCAGUACGCGAGCCGCCAUUUUGCGCGAUUUGGCUGCUGGUGGAACCGCGACAUGGCGGCAAUUGUGGCCAAGGCACAGGAGACGGUUCCCGGUCUGGAGGUGGUGUCGGUGAAGCGGCCGGGAUGGCUACAAUUUGGGACGCUCUGGAAGAUUGAGCUGCGGGUGAGGGAAGCCGCAGCAAAGAAGUAA
Sporothrix brasiliensis 5110 is the source of this 1065-nucleotide messenger RNA. RefSeq lists its product as uncharacterized. The transcript has 3 exons. NCBI's taxonomy places the organism in Eukaryota, Fungi, Ascomycota, Sordariomycetes, Ophiostomatales, Ophiostomataceae. The coding region runs from base 1 to 1065 and encodes 354 amino acids. The record is from RefSeq and is a predicted model, not a curated record.